UCAAUCAAGGUAAAAGGUCAAUUGAUGUCAAAGACUGACCAUGGCACCUGUCAAGACAAAGUUUUCGGAAGGUGAAAGAGUGCUCUGCUUCCAUGGACCUCUCCUAUAUGAAGCCAAGUGCGUCAAAUCGGAGGUCAAGGAUAAAAUGAUCAGAUAUUUCAUCCACUACAAUGGUUGGAAUAAAAAUUGGGAUGAAUGGGUUCCUGAGAGCAGAGCGCUCAAGUUUAAUGAGGCCAAUCUGCAGAAGCAGAAGGAGCUAUUUGCAGCUCAGAAAGCAAAGCAAAAGAGAGCUCGUAGUCAGAAGAAACCUGAUAAAGAAGUGUCAUCAAAGGCUCAAUCAUCAACACCAUCAUCAUCAGAAAAAACUACAUCAAAGAGAGGAGCAAAGGCGUCAUCUGAACCAGCAUCAACCCCUUCUUCUGCAGCAGCGUCACCCCAACCACCCCCAGAAGAGCCUACUCCAGUGGCUGCUACCCCUGCCCCUGCUCCUCCAGCAGAUUCUCUGAGGAAGAAGAGAUCACGCCCAGAUAAUACAGUUGAAACGGAGGAAUCAUUUGUUAGCAAGGUAGACAUCAAAGUCAAAGUUCCUGAGGAGCUGAAACCCAUCUUAGUCGAUGACUGGGAUGCCAUAACAAGACAAAAAAUGUUGCUGCAUCUUCCUGCCAGGACUACAGUGGAGCAGAUUUUAGAGGAAUACAUGAAACAAAAGAGAAAUAAGAAAGACAUGACUCCAGCCAAAGAGAGCACUAUUGCUGAAAUUUGCCAAGGGCUGAAAGAAUACUUCAAUGUUAUGUUAGGGACACAAUUACUCUACAAAUUUGAAAGACCUCAGUUUGCAGAUAUCUUAGCAGCUCACCCUGAUGAACCAAUGUCCAGGAUAUAUGGUGCUGUUCAUUUACUCAGACUCUUUGUGAAACUUGGUGGAAUGCUUGCCUUUACACCUGUUGAUGAGAAGAGUAUGCAACUCCUCCUGACUCACGUCCAUGAUUUCCUGGCUUAUCUCAAGAAGAACUCCACAUCUCUCUUCAAACCCAGCGACUACGAGGCUGCCCCUCCGGAAUAUCAUCGGAAAGCUCUGUAGCAACGUCAGCUGUAUUUCUGUGCUAUUUUUAUUCUCAUUGCCAAUGUAAUGCUUGGAUUAUGAUGAUGAUGAUGUGGGUGUUUCACGUAGUAGUUAAGAAAGCUGAAGUUAGCAAUUGAUGUAAAGAUUCCAUUGAACAGUGUAAAUACACCUGAACUUGGAUGCAAGGCUGGAGGAAGCUUGAUAGCAUUAUUGUUGGAGUGGUGGUCCGGCAAAACCAAGUGUGUGCACUAAUAUCCUUGCUGCUGAAGGGCAAUUCCGUAAAAUAUGUACAUCCUGGCACCUUCAUGAAAUUUUCUGUCUCUGAUUUCUUGUUCUUUUGACAGUCUGUAAUGCUGUCAAAUGACCAUGGCUUGGUCAGAGUAUGAAGUGAAGUAACACUUGAGUGAACGGGGGGUUGGACUACAUAAGGGUUGAUCAUUUUAUGGCAUUGCCCUGAAGCAUAUUACCAGGUAGGUGUUUCAUAAAGCUGCUUGUAACUUACGACUGACUUUUCAAACAAAUGGUGAGCCUUUCUUAGGAACUGAUCUACACUAAUGGUAAUCUGGGCCCUGUCUUACAAAGAGUUGUGAUUGAUCCGAUCAAUCGCAACUAUGGAAAGCCAACAAAGUCAACAUGUAAAUUGCAUGUUUGUUCAAA
Lytechinus variegatus (green sea urchin) is the source of this 1720-nucleotide messenger RNA. Its product is annotated as mortality factor 4-like protein 1. The record is from RefSeq and is a predicted model, not a curated record. NCBI's taxonomy places the organism in Eukaryota, Metazoa, Echinodermata, Echinoidea, Temnopleuroida, Toxopneustidae. Gene Ontology annotation, cellular component: nucleus; NuA4 histone acetyltransferase complex. The transcript is spliced from 11 exons. The coding region runs from base 41 to 1081 and encodes 346 amino acids. Gene Ontology annotation, biological process: chromatin organization; regulation of DNA-templated transcription.